AUGUCUGGUGUUCGGAACCUCUCAGCGGCUCUCCGCCGUGCUCGAGUACCUCGCACUCGCAUCAUCGCUCGCCCCAUCGUCCCUCAAGCAUCAUGUGCGACCGUGCUGCGUAGCUUCACUACAAGCUCCACCGCUCGAGCCGACAAGCAGAUCAAGUACACCAGCGACGCAUACCCCAACCUCAAGCGUGACUCGAAGUUCGCCGAGAUCUCUGCAGACGAUGUCGCAUUCUUCAAGGAGCUCCUGGGCUCCGAGUCCGCAGUCAUUGACGGCGUCACCACCGAUGCGACGGACGACAUUGAACCUUUCAACAGCGACUGGAUGCGCAAGUACCGGGGCCACACUCGUCUGGUUUUGAAACCGGGCAGCACAGAGCAGACCAGUAAGGUGCUGAAAUACUGUAAUGACCGGAAAUUGGCCGUCGUGCCCCAGGGUGGAAACACUGGUCUGGUCGGUGGUUCAGUCCCCGUCUUCGAUGAGAUUGUCAUCAACACCUCGCGGAUGAACAAGAUUCGCUCGUUUGACGAGGCUUCUGGAGUCCUGGUCGCUGAUGCUGGUGUCAUUCUUGAGACGGCUGACCAGUACCUGGCCGAGCACAACCACCUGUUCCCCCUUGACCUGGGUGCCAAGGGCUCGUGCCACAUUGGAGGUAACGUUGCGACCAACGCUGGUGGUCUGCGAUUGCUGCGUUACGGUAGCUUGCACGGAACUGUGCUGGGUCUCGAGGCGGUCCUGCCGGACGGGACUAUCGUUGACGCCCUCUCCACUCUGCGUAAGAACAACACUGGUUACGAUCUUAAGCAGCUCUUCAUUGGUUCCGAGGGCACUAUUGGUAUUGUGACUGCUGUGUCCAUCAUCUGUCCACCGCGUCCCAAGGCCGUCAACGUCGCCUACUUCGGUCUGGAGAGCUUCGAGCAGGUGCAGCAGGCUUACCUGGCUGCCAAGGGUCAGCUGUCGGAGAUUCUGUCCGCAUUCGAGCUGAUGGACGGCCGUAGUCAGGGCUUGGUCAUCGAGUCUACUGGUAACAAGCACCCGCUGGAAGGCGAGUACCCCUUCUACUGCCUGAUUGAGACCAGCGGCUCCAAUGCUGAGCACGACAUGGCCAAGCUGGAGACAUUCCUGGAGAAUGUCAUGGGAGAGGGCAUUGUCGCUGAUGGUGUGCUGGCUCAGGACGAGACCCAGUUCCAGGCUCUGUGGCGUUGGCGUGAGGGUAUCACCGAGGCCCUGAGUCACCUCGGCGGAACCUACAAGUACGAUGUGUCGAUCCCUCUGUCUGAUCUAUACCUCCUUGUUGAGGACACCAAGGCUCGUCUGACCGAGAUGGGCUUCGUCGGCGACGAUGACUCUUUCCCCGUGCGCGCUGUCGUCGGCUACGGUCACAUGGGUGACUCCAACCUGCACUUGAAUGUGUCGGUGCGUCACUACAACAAGGAUGUGGAGAAGGCCAUUGAGCCCUGGGUGUAUGAGUGGAUUCAAAAGCGCAACGGCAGUAUCAGUGCUGAGCACGGUCUGGGUGUUGCCAAGCGGGAGUACAUUGGUUACAGCCAGAACGAAACCAUGGUCAAGUUGAUGAAGCAGCUUAAGGCUGUCUAUGAUCCCAACGGCAUCAUGAACCCAUACAAGUACAUUUAA
Messenger RNA from Penicillium pulvis, 1632 nucleotides. RefSeq names its product FAD-binding oxidoreductase. The transcript has 2 exons. Gene Ontology annotation, molecular function: catalytic activity; FAD binding. Gene Ontology annotation, cellular component: mitochondrion. NCBI's taxonomy places the organism in Eukaryota, Fungi, Ascomycota, Eurotiomycetes, Eurotiales, Aspergillaceae. Bases 1 to 1632 code for a protein of 543 amino acids. The record is from RefSeq and is a predicted model, not a curated record.